Molecule: messenger RNA, 1917 nt
Organism: Setaria italica (foxtail millet)
Lineage: Eukaryota; Viridiplantae; Streptophyta; Magnoliopsida; Poales; Poaceae
Exons: 4
Coding region: 1060-1917 (285 amino acids)
Source: RefSeq, a predicted model, not a curated record
GGAAAUGAGUGGAGGAGAGGACGCCGUCGAUACCUUGUUGACCUGAAGGACAUGAACGAAUAGGACAUGAAGGCAUGAAGCCAUCAAGCUAUGCCGGAUAGCGGAGGCUUAGCUCUGCUGCCUUCCAUGCGCCUGCCCAGAAGGCAAAAGAUGUUCGACGAUCGAGCGAUUCUUGGAAGUGAUGAACCGUGCAGCCCGAAACGACGAGCGGAUCACUGCUUGCUUCCCGGAUGUAUCUCCACAUGCCACUCAUUAAGAGCUCAGUAGCGCCGUUGGUGCCUCCCUUCUCCCACCCAUUCGAGAUCUAGAACACUCUCUCUCUGUUUCGUAUCUGCAGCAGCAAGCUUCUGCUUCAUUCCAGGCUUGCCAUAGGAAAAUCUUGAUUUUCAAUGGGAGCUUCGCUCUCCAAAUACACAUCAUCCAUUUAUUGUUGAAGCCCAUGAAAGUUAGUCAUUGUACAAGGAAGCUGUUGAAAAAUUCCCAGACUUCUCCAGAGCCCAUUUUACUGUGUCUGGAGCAUCAGAUAGGGUGAUAUUUUUCAGUAGGUCUGUUAGUUCUUCCCUCUCUAUUUCCUCUCUACCUCCGAAGUUUCUUCUGAAAGUUAAGUUGAUUUCAUCAUUUUGGAGAACUUCGAACACUGUCCACUUUUGCUGAUGGCACAUGUCCAAAAUUUCAGAGAAAGUGAUUUUCAGGGGACAAUUACCCAGCCACACAUCUAACUAGAACAGUGUCUUCUUUCCAUUUCCAAUCACAUAUAUAAGGCUGCUAAUGGUUUGAGAUCCAGACCAAAGCCGCACCAAACUAAAUGCUCUGCUGCUCGCUGAUUAAACCCCCACCAGACCAAUCUGCAUUCCUAAAAAACCGAGCACCUGCACCAAUCUUCCAGCGUCUUCACACCAGAGAGGGAACGGAGGUGCAGAUGCUCGGUGCCUUAAUGGAGCUUCGGCCGCUACCGUUGGCUCUGUUGCCCAUCUGGGUGGUCCGGCGGAGCCUUGGAGUCGGCGAGCCGCGAAGAGCGACCGUCUAGUGCUGGCGGAUCCGCGGCCGGGCAACGCGUCAAUGGCGAACCCACCUCGCAUGGACAACAAGGACAAAGAGCCGCGCAAGGACCACCCCGCCGAUGAAGACUUCCGGAUGGCUGACAGGACCGUCAACAUGAUCUACGGCGGGCCCGAGCAAUUCGAGUCCAAGAGGAAGCAGAAGGUCACCCAGAGGCAGAUCGUCUACGCUACUGAACCAGGCACUCCAGAAUACCUACGGUGGUCCGAGGUUCCCAUCACCUUCAGCAGAGCCGACCAUCCAGGCAUGGUGGCCAAGCCAGGAAGAUAUCCCCUGGUCAUCAACCCCAGGAUCCGUAACGUGCACCUUGGAAAGGUCCUCGUUGACAGCGGCAGCGGAUUAAAUAUCCUCUUUGCCUAUACGCUCAAGGAGAUUGGUCUCUGUGCCAUGAAUUUGAAUCCAACGCACACGCCUUUCUUCGGCAUUGCCCUGGGUGACCCAAUGGUCCCCCUAGGACAAAUCACACUGCCGAUUACCUUCGGUACGAUCGAAAACUACCAUAUCGAGUACCUUCGCUUCAUCGUCGCUGACUUCGACACUGCCUAUCACGGCAUACUCGGUAGACCAGCUCUGAUGCCUGCUCCAAAUGGAGUCAUCACGGUGUUGGGCAACGUGCACAUAUCAUACGACUGCGAGAGGGAAAAUCUUCAAUUCGCAGCCACCCUGGAGCUCUCGGCGUGCAUAGAGGAAGUCCUCACCGCCUCUAAGAAGAUGGCGUCGGAGGAGUUGGAGAUCCUGACCAAGAAACUGGCGACGAAGGCGAUCAAGGAGAAGCCACAGGAGAUGAAGAAGGUGUCGCUCGACCUUGAAGACCCGUCUAAGACCGCGACCAUAGGGGCCAACAUGGACCCCAAAUAG